CGACAUUUGUGCCAUCAUUGCACCACAGCACUGCCUAGGAAUACAUGUAGACCCGAAACUCACAUCAUCACAAUGGAAUCUGUCAAGGAUAAAACAGAAACGGUCAUGCCGGAAGCCAAUGGCUUAUUGGUCGCAGUUCUCCCGUACAUCUCGUUAAUCAUGGAUUAAUUCACCAUCUUAACACCGCCUAGAGACCGCUAAUACCGAAGGAUAAAUUAGCCAUGGAAUCCAAUGACUCUUAUGAUUAUAACAGCGAUUAUGUCACCGACAUUAUGGCUUUGCCUACGGAACCACCAGAGGUCAUGCCCCCAACCACAGUCUUUCAGUGGAUUGCUCUAUUUUUGUACAUCCUUGUGGUCGUGCUUGGUAUUCCCGGGAACACCUUGGUGGUGUGGAUCACAGCCUUUGACAUGAAACGCACUGUGAACACUAUAUGGUUCCUAAAUCUGGCAGUGGCCGAUCUCCUGUGCUGUCUCUCUGCUUCACUGAGUAUCAUGACUAUAGCCCUUGGAUACUGGCCCUUGGGCCUCUUCGCCUGCAAGUUUAACUUUUCCAUUCUUUUGAUCAACAUGUAUGCCAGCGUCAUCCUUCUGACUUUGAUCAGUAUAGAUCGGUGUGCCUUGGUGAUGAAACCUGUAUGGUGUCAGAACAACAGAACUCUAAUAAAGGCCUAUGUGGCGUGCGCAGUUAUGUGGAUCCUGGCCGUCAUCUUAGCCAUGCCAUCCUUUAUCUUUCGGAAAAUUGGUAUAUACUAUGGGAAGGAACAUUGUACACAAGACUAUUCAUCAGUUGGACAUAACAAUCAACAGAGAGUAGAAAACGCCAUCGCAAUUUUACGUCUACUAUUAGGCUUUAUUAUUCCAUUUCUUGUCAUUGUUACCUGCUAUAGCAUACUAAUAAAUAGGGUGAAAGAACGAUUUAACCAGAACACCAAAACCUUGAAAGUAGUCCUUGUAGUCAUCCUUGGGUUCUUCAUAUGUUGGCUUCCAUACCACGUAGCGGGGCUGAUUCUGGCUUCGGAAGCGACGGACUCAGACAUGUUCAAAUCCACUUUAAAAGUCGAUCCCAUAUUGAUCGCCAUCGCUUUCAUGAACAGCUGUAUUAACCCCAUCAUUUACGUGUUGAUGGGCCAGGAUUUCAAAAGCAAAUUUAAAAAAUCAUUCCGAUCGAUUCUUAAAAACGUCUUGACGGAAGACUCGAGUCAGACACUUGACUCCAAGAAGAAGUCAAUAUCAGAAACCAGGAAUACGGACACUCUUGUAUAAUGGGAUAUUAAUCUCCGUCGCAAAUAAUGCAGCAAAUGGUGCCAUAAAUAACCCUAAUUUGUAUAAAUGUACAGUAUUAUAUAGAGGGUGCAGUGGAGGCAUAGGCACAAUAUGGAGUAAGAUUAAACCCAGCAUGGGGUUAUAAAUCUGUGUAUAGAGAGAGGCAUAGAAUGAAUGAGGUAUUGGAAAUGACACUGUAUUCACAUUGAUCGACAACAAUAUUUCCUGGGUGUAUAUUCUGCCAUGUGAAUAGGCCCUUAAAGGGGUACUCCGCCCCUAGACAUCUUAUCCCCUAGCCAAAGGAUAGGGAAUAUGUCUGAUCGACUGCGGCACCCCAGACAUCCGUUGCACAGAGCGAACUUCACUCCAAGCCAGAUAAUUGCCAAUCUGGGGCGGAGG
This is a messenger RNA of Hyla sarda, 1664 nucleotides long. RefSeq names its product C5a anaphylatoxin chemotactic receptor 1-like. The transcript has 3 exons. Gene Ontology annotation, molecular function: complement receptor activity; G protein-coupled receptor activity. The record is from RefSeq and is a predicted model, not a curated record. NCBI's taxonomy places the organism in Eukaryota, Metazoa, Chordata, Amphibia, Anura, Hylidae. Gene Ontology annotation, biological process: inflammatory response; chemotaxis; positive regulation of cytosolic calcium ion concentration. The coding region runs from base 222 to 1265 and encodes 347 amino acids. Gene Ontology annotation, cellular component: plasma membrane.